AUGCGAUCAGAAGAGUAUACAGAUUCCCCCCGUGAUGAACAGGAUUCCUCCUAUACUGAAAGUACGGAAAGGCAUUCGUUUAUUACCAUGAUUAAGGAUGCAAAAUAUCUAACAUUUCUAUUUAUUGGUAUUGGGUUACUAUGGCCAUGGAAUUGUAUCCUGGGGGCAUCACAAUACUUUAAACACGAUGUAUUUCUAGAUAAUACCCUAUGGUCGAAGAUCUUUGCCAGCUCUAUGAUGACUGUAUCCACUGUUUCUUCUACAUUGUUCAAUAUUUGGCUAGCUAAAAGACAACACAGUUACUCUGAACGUGUCGUUCGAGGAUUAAUAUGGGAAAUUAUAGUAUUCAUUAUAUUGGGCAUUCUAACCCUUUUGAAAUCGUGGUUCUCUUUACCCUUCAUCUUUAUUUCCAUCAUGGUGCUGGUCGCCAUAAGCUCAGUUGCUACUGCUAUGACACAGAACGGUAUUAUGGCGGUGGCGAAUGUUCACGGUCCUGUUUUCAGUCAAGCGGUCAUGGUAGGCCAAGCUGUGGCCGGUGUAUUACCGUCCGUGGUUCUCUUCAUCAUUUCGUUUUCUAGUGAUCCAUCAAGACAAAGUACCGGUGGUAUCUUGUUCUAUUUCCUGACGACAGCAGCUGUAUCGAUUGUUUCGAUCAUUUUAUAUCGUGUGAAUCAAAUUGGUGCUAAAUUGGUCAAUGUAAGUCCUGGAAGCUCUCCCUCUUCACAAGUUCCCUUCAGUGUCCAUUACGACAAAUUAAAACAUUUGGUGUUGUCCAUCUUUACAACAUUUGUUGUCACUCUAAUCUUCCCUGUGUUUGCAUCAACCAUUCUUGUAAAGGGUUUACCACUGGCCAAUUCUCAAUUUGUCCCAUUUAUCUUCACCAUCUGGAACUUAGGUGAUCUUUACGGUCGUAUCAUUGCAGAUUGGCCACAGUUCCGCAGUCCAAAGUUUACUCCUUUUAAGGUCUUUGUCUACUCACUACUGCGUAUGCUUUUUGUCCCACUAUUCUUCCUUUUUAGUAGGGUCAAUUCAAGCGAGCAUACAUCAUCCCCCAUGGUUAAAGAUUUACUCUACACAUUAUUACAAUUCUUAUUUGGUCUCACCAAUGGCCAUGUAAUUUCUAUCAGUUUCAUGAAAGUACCCGAGGCAUUAACAACCGAUGAGGAAAAAGAAGCAGCUGGUGGAUUUACCAAUAUUUUCGUUUCAGCAGGUCUUACGCUUGGUAGUGUUCUCAGCUACGGUUGUGUAUUUAUUAUCGAAUCCUACUCAAAGGUCCAUUAA
Messenger RNA from Zygosaccharomyces rouxii, 1281 nucleotides. RefSeq names its product nucleoside transmembrane transporter FUN26 (gene FUN26). NCBI's taxonomy places the organism in Eukaryota, Fungi, Ascomycota, Saccharomycetes, Saccharomycetales, Saccharomycetaceae. Gene Ontology annotation, cellular component: plasma membrane; fungal-type vacuole membrane. Gene Ontology annotation, molecular function: nicotinamide riboside transmembrane transporter activity; nucleobase transmembrane transporter activity. The record is from RefSeq and is a predicted model, not a curated record. The coding region runs from base 1 to 1281 and encodes 426 amino acids. Gene Ontology annotation, biological process: nucleoside transmembrane transport. The transcript has a single exon.